Molecule: messenger RNA, 3593 nt
Organism: Myxocyprinus asiaticus (Chinese sucker)
Lineage: Eukaryota; Metazoa; Chordata; Actinopteri; Cypriniformes; Catostomidae
Product: breast cancer anti-estrogen resistance protein 3-like
Exons: 16
Coding region: 152-2620 (822 amino acids)
Biological process (GO): positive regulation of peptidyl-serine phosphorylation; small GTPase-mediated signal transduction
Molecular function (GO): phosphotyrosine residue binding; guanyl-nucleotide exchange factor activity
Source: RefSeq, a predicted model, not a curated record
GCGAGACAGAGAUUUAGACAAGAGUAAGAAGAAAUAAUAAAAAUGUUGGGAAAUAAGAUAAAGAAAGAUGGCGACUAACACAAAGACAGAGAAUAGAAGGAGAAAAAGUGGAAAGUAAGGAAGAUAAGGAACUAUGCAGCAGAUUUGAGUCAUGAACAAUCACUCUAUAUCGCGCUGGUUGGGACAGAUCGGACUUCCACAGUACACCAGAAUACUGGAGAAACAGUAUUACGGCCUUGAGGGUCUCCUUGAUGUAACAGAAGACGAUCUUAAACUAAUGGGAGUUGAAGACCCAGAUCACAGAGCAAUCAUCAUAAUCCAAUUGAAGAAACAACAACCACAGGGAAUACAAGCAAACAAAGAGAGUUGCUCAACAAGAACCACAGGCAGGAUGACUCGGAAGUAUUCUUUAGCAUUAUCACUCGACGUGGUCAAACCCACAACCGACCUCUUCCGUCAAAGCAUCAUGCCGCGACUGCGUCGCUGUGACAACCACAGAGUCUCCGCCUCCUGCCUCCAACUCAUGGGCCAAACCACUGAGGAAGACCACACCCCCUCCAGCAAACACAAACUCAGCAGGAGGAAGAGUGUAACAGCCUUCAUCAGUCAGGUGUUCUCAGGGCUGAAGGACAUGGACUCUCUGAAGAAGGAACUGGAGGAGGAACUUAAACUCAACCCUGAAGAUCUGAGGAGUCACGCCUGGUAUAAUGGACAGCUGUCGCGCGAGGGUGCGGAGCAGUUGUUGUGUAGGGAUGGUGAUUUUCUGGUGCGUGACUCCAGCUCCAGUGCAGGUGAAUACGUUCUGAGCUGCAUGUGGAACAAUCAACACGUGCAUUUCAAGAUCAUACGAGUCGUUCUGCGACCCAAACAGGGUUACUCCCGUGAGUUGUUUCAAUUUGAGAAUGAUCAGUUCGACAACAUUCCUGCGUUAAUUCGAUUCCAUGUCGGCGGACGGCGUCCUAUCUCAAAUUCCUCCGGAGCGAUUAUCUUUCAUCCAAUCACACGCACCCUGCCUCUACGCAUCAUCAGUGAGCACCAGGCUGCAAAAUCAUCGAGCUCAUCUCAUUGGUUGAGAGGUCAGAGCAAGAGGCGGAGCUUGAGUUCCUCUCAGAACGACACACUACAGGUCAACAACAACCUGCUCAGGAGUGGCAGUCAGCCUGCUAACCUGGAGACAGUGGGGAAACCAUCUCUACAGUCUGCACAAUCUGACAGCAACCUCCGCAGAGGUGUACCUCAGAUGAGUCCGCCACAGGAGUUAAGCCCCGCCCCCAUUUCGCCAGUGUUUCGCACAGGAAGUGAACCUCUACUCAGCCCAGCCACUUCCUGCGCCACUAGGCUUAGCCAAUCAGGUCUCGGUGGCUCGCCUUUCCGUGGCUCUGAUGGACAGCUGCAUUCUCGAGCACCGCCCAAACCACUGCGAAUCACCAUCCUGCCCCCCCCGACUCCGACCGUUUCUGAGGCUGACCCUGGCGAUCUCUAUGGUGAGCUGGUGCCACAGGUUCCAGUCACCAUGUUGCCCAAAGGUCACGCGACACAACUCCGUGCUCAGGAGAAAUGGAACAGUCGCGCGCUUCUCACCGAAACUAGCUUUGGGUUCCUAGAGGCGCAGAAACAGGAAGAAAAGCGGCGGUCGGGAGAGACAGUGAUGGAGAGAAUGAAGGACACGGACUGGCAUUUUGAGCGUCCACAGACUGAGACCACCUCAUGUUUUCGUCUGGAGGAAUUCCGCUCACUUCUGCUGUCGGAGAACAAUCGUCCACUGGAUCAGAACACACUUCUCAAAGUCAAAGAUCUGCUGACGCGCACUGAUGCCAGGACCACUGCGUUACACAUACUCAGUGUCAACUGCCAGGUGGCUCGGGUCACAGGUGUGACGGUGGAGCAGAAGAGGAUUAUGGGAGUCGAAACAGGUUUAGAGCUCAUCACACUACCACACGGAGGCCAGCUGAGACAAGACCUGCUGGAGAGGCAUCAUGUGAUAGCUCUGGGCAUCGCAGUGGACCUUCUGGGCUGUACGGGGACGGUGGGUCAGAGGGCGAUUGUGCUGCACAAGAUCAUUCAGCUGGCACAAGAGCUGCGGCACACCACACACGACCUGUACGCCUUCUCUGCUGUCAUGAAGGCCCUGGAGAUGCCACAGGUGGUGAGGUUGGAGAUGACGUGGAGAGCAUUAAGGCAGAAUCACACUGACAGUGCUGUGAUGUUUGAAAAGAGUCUUAAACCCUUCAUGAAAUCACUUAAUGAAGGAGACGACUCUGUUGUGUCGGGGCCGUUGUCUCUGCCUCACAUGGUGCCAUUGUUGAGUUUGAUGGAGGGGGAGCAGGACAUUGUGGAAUCGACAGGCAGAGGCUGCCAGCUGCUCUACAACCUGCUACAGUCAGCACGCAACGCUGCACUACACGCCAACGACUGCACACUGCAUGCUUACAGCCUGCUCUCUGCUGGUUGGGAGCCAAUCCCAGAGCUGAUGGAGGUGUUUCAGACAGAGUUUGCUCUUCGUCUCUUCUGGGGCCAAACAGGUGCAAAGGCUGAACGGAAGGAGCGCUACACCAAAUUCAAUAGGAUCCUAACUGUGCUGUCCAACAAACUGGAACCAGACAAAACCUCUGAAGUUUGACAUCCUAAUCUUAAAGGGAUAUUCCACCCAAAAAUGAAAAUACUGUUAUUUACUCACCCUCAUGCCAUUCGUUGUUCUGUGGAGCACAAGAGAAGACAUUCUGAAAUAAAUCCAGGCCACUCUGUACCAUACAAUGAAAGUGAAUGGAGUAUGCUGUCAUGCUCCACAAUGACAAAAAAAAACCCCGUAAUUAAUGUAACAUAAAAGUACAACAUACCACUCAUGUGCUAUAUUUUAAAUCUUUUCAAGUCAUAUGAUAGCUUUCUGUGUGAAAAACAGAUCCAAACUUAAGUUGAUAUUCACUGAAAAUAAUCCCUUAUAUACAGUGUAAUCGAACCUAACCGCUGUUACUAGACCGAAUCACUGAGAACUCGAGAACGGAUCAGUCCGAUUCCUUAAAUCAACUGGAGCAAUCGAUUCAAUUUCUGGAUCUGAUUCACAAGAACGGUUAGUUCAUGAAUGGGAGUUAAAAAGAUAAGUUUUAAAUUUGGGAGAACUAUUCCUCUUCUCAUCAAUGCAAUCUGAUGGUGGAAGCAGGAACCAAGCCAUUCUACAUCCAAUUCUUAUUGGCUAUCUAGAGGAAAGGGGGAUGGGCUUCUGAAAACUGUUUGAGAUUGAUAUUUAUUCACAAUUAAGCAGGAAAUGUUGGGAAAUGAGAUGAGAAAGAAUCUCAGGUCAUAAAAGGCUUUCAGACAUUGUGUUGGAGAAAUACAGACCUUGCUUAAGCUCCUCACUUCAAAAGAUGUUGAUUUUACUCACAUUUGUAUGAUUGUUGUUUUAUUUUAUGGCUUGUAUCACAACCAGCUUAAGGUGCAUUACUGCCAGCAACUGGACUGAAUGUGACAUUGUGAUUUGUCUUAUCUGAGUGUUUUUCUAUAGGUGUUGAGUUCUUCUGACUCUUUAUAUGGAAAUUAAUUAAAAUGGAAAUUAAUAUAUCAAACUGUGAUAAGACUCAUUUACAUUUAUGCAUUUG